This is a messenger RNA of Phialemonium atrogriseum, 536 nucleotides long. RefSeq lists its product as uncharacterized. The transcript has a single exon. The record is from RefSeq and is a predicted model, not a curated record. Bases 24 to 302 code for a protein of 92 amino acids. NCBI's taxonomy places the organism in Eukaryota, Fungi, Ascomycota, Sordariomycetes, Cephalothecales, Cephalothecaceae.
AAAAAAAAAAACAUCAACCUAACAUGCUAGGACAGCCACCCAGUUCCCGCUUUGGCCGCUUGCGAUGUACGGAGAAAGAAGAAACAAGAUGGGCAUCUCCGUCGGUCUGCACAUUCCUCGGAGCUCUGGGAGUCCUGGACAUCCAGAUUGCCUGCUGCAUUACGUAUGCCUUCCUGGCUGGCCUCCUUGUCAAAUUUGUUUUGGUGUGCCUUACUGUCUCACUCUGGCGAGUCACAUUGCUGGGUGUGCUGCCCCCCAUGUUUGCCCACCUUGACCUUUCCAAGCAUGCCCGUCCAGCUUGAAAAGGCCCCCUGGUGCGGUGAGGACGGAAGGCAUCCAAGAAAGCAUGGAUAAGCAGAAGUGGGCGAUGUUACAGACUUUCCAAGUCCCAGAUCCCAUUCUGCUAUCAACACACCCACUUUGACCGACAUGAUAGUCAGAAGACGGACGGUGGGCAAGUUCAUGACCUGGUCGGCCAGGUAGAUCUCGUAGAUAGGCAGUAGGGAGAGUACGGUCAAAGGUACUGCAUAAUAGAC